AUGGGUUGGGUAGGUGCAGGUGUGCUUAUCGCAACAGUAGGGUACUUUCUCUACCGCUACCCUCCUCGCAGCUGGGCCGAACCUUGUUCUUUUGCCUCUCCGGAACCUAAACCCGACGCGCCGAUUGCCGCCACCGAAAAUGAGCCUGCGCAGCGGAAGCAUGGCUCACGGCCCUCGACGCCAUCAAUAGAGACAGAGGAAGAGGAUUCCCAGAGCACACCUAAGGCUUCGGCCUCGAGCGUACCACUCCCCGCCCUUGCGGUCCCCACAUUCAGCCUAGACAGCGGCGAGAGCAAGACAUCGCAGCCCGCUACGAUGCCGUCCAUUUCACAAACCACGAAUGGAACAGCAGAGAAACCAUCUCUGGCAAACAGUAAUCAUGGCGCACCAAAUUUCCAACCGCCACCGCAGCCGUCCCUCGCACCCCCUCCAAAACCACAACCGUCACCUAUACCCCCGAAGGCAACAACCACCGGCGCCUCUUCCCUAAUGCCUCCUCCCCCAGUGCCACGACCCCGACCAGCAACUCAAGCGAACCGCCUCACCCCCACAAGCACGCUCCAACCCCCACGGCUCAGCGGCAGCUCCCUUAGCCCGCCACCAUCAGCAGCCGCCUCUCAGCGUGGCUUGGGCCCACCGAGCAGCGGCAGCCGUCUUAGCAACAGCACCCUCGCCCCGACACAAGUAUCUCUGAAGAAGUCAACGCGCAAAGUGAUUCUCCAGCCAGGAUUCUCACCCCUCGACUGGGCUGCGCUGGCAGCGAACCCGAAGAACAAUCUCCGCGGCGAAGGCCUUCCCCUAGGCCUGCUGCGGGUUACACCAUCAAUGCUGAAGGAGCAACACGGGCGCAAGGGUCGUGAUGCCUGGACUUCGUACAACGGAAAGGUGUACAAUAUCUCGCCCUACGCCCCUUACCAUCCAGGUGGGAAGGGUGAGCUCCUUCGAGGCGCCGGGAAGGACUCUGCACAGCUGUUUCAGGAGAUUCAUCCGUGGGUCAACUGGGAGGGAAUACUUGGCGAGUGUCUGGUUGGAAUUCUGGUUUCGGAGCAUGAUAUCCAGACCGAGAAUGCUCUAGAUGCGAUGGACUGA
This is a messenger RNA of Penicillium expansum, 1089 nucleotides long. Its product is annotated as cytochrome b5-like heme/steroid binding domain-containing protein. The transcript has a single exon. Lineage: Eukaryota; Fungi; Ascomycota; Eurotiomycetes; Eurotiales; Aspergillaceae. The record is from RefSeq and is a predicted model, not a curated record. Bases 1 to 1089 code for a protein of 362 amino acids.